Messenger RNA from Diaporthe citri, 474 nucleotides. RefSeq lists its product as uncharacterized. The record is from RefSeq and is a predicted model, not a curated record. The transcript has a single exon. Bases 1 to 474 code for a protein of 157 amino acids. Lineage: Eukaryota; Fungi; Ascomycota; Sordariomycetes; Diaporthales; Diaporthaceae.
AUGCCGGCAACAACCACAAUCCCCACCCUAACCAUCUCGGCCGCCAAGGCAGCAACAGCCGCGGCCGAGGCGAAAGCCGCCUCCAUAGGCGUGCCCAUGAACAUCGCAAUCGUCGACAGCGGCACCCACCUCCUCUCCUUCACGCGCAUGGACGGCGCAAAGCUCACCUCCGUCGCCAUCGCCAUCGACAAGGCCUUCACGGCCGCCGGACACAGAAUCCCCACCUCGUCCUACAGGGAGGCCGUGUGGCCGGGCGGGCCCGCGUAUGGGAUCAACGGCACAAACGGCGGCCGCUUCAACGUCAUCGGCGGAGGAGUGCCCGUCAUCGGGCCCGGGGGUGAGGUCCUCGGCGCCGUGGGAUGCUCCACGGGCACACCCGCCCAGGACGAGGUGGUCGCGAGGGCAGGUGUCGAGGCCGUGGAGAAGCUCGUGAGGGAUGAAGCCGGCCCGGGGGCGCCCAAGUCGAAGCUGUGA